AUGGAUCUCUCUCACAAUCAAUUCAGUGGCGACCUGCCAAUCAGUUUUUUAGAUAAUUUCAGAGUUGCAGUGAAUUCUGAUGAACUUGCUGAUAUGGAUUUAGAAAAUACUGAUACAGGUUCUUAUUACGAAGCUUCUGUUACAUUGAUUGUCAAAGGGCUAGAGGUUGAAGUAAAAAGAAUUCUCAGUAUUUACACAAGUAUAGAUCUAUCUAGCAAUAAGUUUACUGGAGAACUUCUAGAGGUCAUCGGGGUACUUCAAUCCCUGCGUCUGCUCAACGUAUCUCAUAACAGGCUUUUAGGCCAUAUCCCAUCCUCGUUGGGAAACAUGAGUAUUAUUCCCUGGCAAUUGACUAGUCUGACAUUUCUUUCAAACUUGAACCUCUCGGAAAACCAUCUUACUGGAGCAAUUCCAAAAGGAAGGCAAUUCGACACUUUUAGUAAUGAGUCAUUCAUGGGUAAUGCGGCCUUGUGUGGAGUUCCUCUAAUGAAAAAAAUGUGGAAAUGA
Molecule: messenger RNA, 507 nt
Organism: Daucus carota subsp. sativus
Lineage: Eukaryota; Viridiplantae; Streptophyta; Magnoliopsida; Apiales; Apiaceae
Product: receptor-like protein 9DC3
Exons: 1
Coding region: 1-507 (168 amino acids)
Molecular function (GO): protein binding
Source: RefSeq, a predicted model, not a curated record